AAGAAUAUGUUUUUAUAACACAUGCAGUUUAAAUUUUUUUUUUUAAUUUUUUAUAAUGGUGACAAAACAUAGCUAUUAUAAUUAUGAAGCAAUCUGGGAACGGCACCCUGAAAUGAUACUAGUAUCAGAAUCACCUGUUACUUGGCAUGGUUUUUUAAUUAUCUCACGUUCAUUAUGCACAUACAAUUUCCAAAGUUCCAGAAUAAGAUUAAAAUUAAUCAUGCCUGCUUAUCCAUUAUUUGACGAUGUACAUGUGAAGUUUGGUAGACAAAUUGCCUCUCUGCAAAAUAAAGAAUUCCACAAAAAGAUGAAUGGAUUAAUAAAAGCUGCAUGCAAAACUGAACAAACAGUAUCAUCAUUUUUAACACAAUUACAAUUGCUUAUUGGAGAAUAUAUGUGCAAUACAGAUACCAAAAUUCUUGUACCUAAUUUUGACACUAUAAGAUACUUUCUGCAAGAAUUGGAAGAAGCUGUUCAACAUUUACCUGAGGUGCUAGUAUCAUCUGAUCAAAAUUUAAAUAUCAUUAAAUUACACUACAGAGAUGUAUCUGUUACAUUGCAAAGAUGUAACAGUGCUGAAUAUCCUUGGAAAGUUAUUGCUUCUGACUUGCCCAAUAUUCCAAUAUUUAAAGAUUUUGAGAAGAAUGUAACUAAUUUAAGUGUUGCAAAGACUAAGUUUAUAUGGCAAAUGGAAAUAUUGGAAAAAGCAUGGAAACAAUUAGAAGAAAUUGAUGAGAAUUGCUGGGUAAUUGAUCCAUUGAAACCAAAUAAGAGCCACCUGUAUAGACGUAUCCACCUGUCUCAGUCUUUAUCUGUGACAAUUACAAUAGAUCCGUUGAAUCCCAUUGCUUUACCAGUAAUUAAAUUCUCAGGUUGUGACAGUGAAGUGAAACGGCAAACGGACGAUGUUUCUAAUAACAUUCAUAAGUGGGAUUAUGAUUGCAGUAUUUUAGAAAAUCUAAAAAUGCUGUUAAAUAUGUAUGAAUUUCCCGAACAACAAGAAAGUAUGGAAGAAAAAAAAGCCAUUAUCAAUAACGAGUGUGGUAUAUGUUUCUCAGAUGAAUUGCCGGACAAGAUAUGCAAUAAUAAAAAAUGCAUGAGAUACUUUCAUUCAGUAUGUUUAUCAAAGUGGUUACAAACAGACAUUGGAAAUCAAGUUGUGUUUAAUCAUAUUUAUGGCCCUUGUCCAUACUGCAAGGAAAAGAUUUCUUGUUCCAUUGAACAUUGAAAAGGAGCCAUUCUUUCAUGGAUUGAUUAAAUUUUAAAGUUCCACAUAUCAAAAUUAAUGUUGUCUCUGUAUCGUUACAUUGGAGAUAAUCA
This is a messenger RNA of Camponotus floridanus (Florida carpenter ant), 1320 nucleotides long. It is a transcript of the gene Fancl, whose product is annotated as E3 ubiquitin-protein ligase FANCL. The record is from RefSeq and is a predicted model, not a curated record. Gene Ontology annotation, cellular component: Fanconi anaemia nuclear complex; nucleus. The transcript has 7 exons. Gene Ontology annotation, molecular function: ubiquitin protein ligase activity. NCBI's taxonomy places the organism in Eukaryota, Metazoa, Arthropoda, Insecta, Hymenoptera, Formicidae. Gene Ontology annotation, biological process: protein monoubiquitination; interstrand cross-link repair. The coding region runs from base 56 to 1228 and encodes 390 amino acids.